This is a messenger RNA of Syngnathoides biaculeatus (alligator pipefish), 1369 nucleotides long. It is a transcript of the gene ttc33, whose product is annotated as tetratricopeptide repeat domain 33. Gene Ontology annotation, molecular function: protein binding. NCBI's taxonomy places the organism in Eukaryota, Metazoa, Chordata, Actinopteri, Syngnathiformes, Syngnathidae. The record is from RefSeq and is a predicted model, not a curated record. Bases 13 to 813 code for a protein of 266 amino acids. The transcript has 4 exons.
GAGAGUUCAGUAAUGGCGUCCUUCGGCUGGAGGAGGAAAGCGGGCGAGAAGGUGUCCAAGUCGGCUGCGCGGCACUUCGAGGAGGCCGGGGCGGCCGGCCAGGAGCGGGAGGACGGCGACGGCCGGGUGGACUGGCAGCAGGCCGUCAAGCGACGCCGGGAGGUCCUGCUCGGGGAGUGCGCCGUCGAGAGCGAGCGGCUGAAGGAGGAGGGAGCCGCGCUGGCCGAGCAAAACAGGCUCCGGGAGGCCGUCAGCAAGUGGGACGAGGCCAUUCAGCUGACGCCGGACGACCCGCUGCUGCACGAGAUGAAGGCCCAGGUGCUGACGACGCUGCAGGAGGUCUUCCCCGCCGUCGCGGCGGCCGAGACGGCGGUCAAGCUGCGGGGCGAGUGGUGGGAGGCCUGGCAGACUCUGGGCCGCGCCCAGCUCGGCAUGGGCGAGGUCGACAUGGCGCUGAGGUCCUUCCAGGUGGCCGUCCACUUGCGCCCGUGGGAACGCGCCCUUCGGCAGGACGACCUGGCGUGGGCGCGGACGCUGCGCCGGCGGAAGGAGACCGCCGGGGAGACCCUGCGCCGCCGGGAGGAGGACCGACGGCUGCGGCUCGGGGACGUCCCCGAGCUCCGCGGGGACUUCGACUUUGAGUCGGACGAGGUGGUGGCGGCGUGCGAGGCCGCGGCCCGGCGCCAGGCGCGAUUCCGCCCAGGGGGCCCCGCCGCCCUGGCCCUGGCGGUGGACGGCGAGGGGAACGUGCUGGAAGCGUCCGGGGACGCGACGGAAACCUCGCUGGAAGAUUUCGUCAAAGUGAGAACGUGAGGAACAAAUCGCCAAAGCUUCCCCUUCAACUUGUCGUCUGCAACUUUUAUUGAACCGAAUGUUUAAGAACAAAAAUGUAUGGAAAUAAUGAUCACGUCGCUGUGAUAUUCUUCCUCAGAAAGUCGUACGAAUGACGCAGGUGAGGUGAGUUCAUUGUAGCUUCUGCCACCUAGUGGAAGAGCAUGAAAUUGGGCCGCAGUGGUCCUGUGGAACCCCAGGGGUUCGGCGACCCAGUCGCUGGCUUCGGCGGGCAGCUCGACGUGCGCCGUGUCUGUGAAAGUCUUUUUGCGCCGUCGCACCUUCGCUUGAAAUGCUUUUGGUGUUUUUUUUUUGUUUUUUUUUUUCAGCUAGGCAUCCAUUUUUCAGGUCGUAGUUCUGAAGCGUUCGAGCGCGAAUUUUAUUGACGGAAUCGUUUAUCCGUUGAAAUUUGGCGGAGUUGGCGACGGCGCUCUCGGGUGUCAGGUGGGCGGGGCAUUUAUGGGAAUUUGCCCCAAAGGGUCCGUGACGUCGUUGCGCAACUGCAAAUGGAUGUGAAAUAAAGCCACUCAAGUCGAAA